AGAAAGAGAGAGAGAGAGAGAGAGAGAGAGAGAUCUUCCUGCUGGCAACGACAUGAACCUAGCAACUUGUAGGACUCUAAAGGGCUCCUGAAGUUAUUGAGAAGGGAAAAAAGAAACAAAAAUGGAUUUGAUGGAAAAAACUGACCUGGAUAACCAGAUGACUGUAUUACAAGGUGCAGCGAUGGAGGAGGAAGGGGCUCAGAGUAUAAACGACGAAAUCGAGGAUUUGAGUAACAGCCUGAGAGAAAUAGUCCAAGAAGAGGUAGUGAAGCCCAAACUUCAGUGCCUGAUGAUGGAUCCAGCUUUCUCAAUGGUAACACUACAGAACGAGGACAGCGGGAUCCUCUGGGAGACGGCAUCUAGCCGCUGCUCUAUACCUUGGGUUUCGGAAAUCAGUUCUCCUGCCCCAGAUCUCUGCAACAGCCUUGUUCCAAGAUGUCCAACCAGUCCAGGUUCAGAAACGGCAGGUAGAAUCAUCUUUAUAAUGGACGAGGAUCAUAUGAUCAGGAGGAAGAAGAAGAAGCGGAAUAAAGUGCCUGAGAAGCUACCAAUGAUAACAGACGAAGUGCCAGAAGAACCAGAUAGGCCGGCCAUGGUGGAGGUCUCCGUUCCCAAUGUGACAGUCGAGAAAGAAAAAGAGGACGAAAGGAAAGACUCGAAAGAAGCAAGAAAGCAGCGUUUGUUCUGCCUGGUCUCUGAGGGAUCAGAGAUUCUGAAUAUUGUUGUACCCCCCAAGGUGUCCACGGUGGAUGAGGAGGAGAGCAAAGGGCUAGUAGAUAACUUGUCUUACCUUGAAGACACACCUGUUAUAAAAGCCAGUGAGUUCCCUGAAGAACCUGAGUCAUCUGAGGAGACAGAAAAUCUGGAACAUCUUCAAGCUACAGUCCAGGCAGAAUCAGAGCCUUUAGCUUUGCCAUUACGGAUCAAGCAAGCACAAAAACAAGGUACAAGCGAGGACUAUUUUGAGAAAUUCACACUCUUGGACCAUCAGGCACCAUCAGCAGUUUCUACAGUAGAUGCUAACCAAGAGCCUGAGACCACCACUGAGCAAGGAGAUCUUUAUGAGGGGGAAGAUAAUGCCAUCGAUGGAAAACCAGCACCAGAAGGUUCCGAUGAUUCUGUAUCUAUCAGUGGACUGGAGAUCAUCAGCGAACAUGUGGAUGAGGUGUUUUAUGGAGGUGGACAAGAUCCAGAUUUCCAAAACACAACAAAGGGGGCCAAUAAAGAAGAGGAGCAGCCAAAAUCACCCUUAAAGAAAAGUGGAAGUGCCCUAUUUGGUAGCCAAGAGUCAAUCCUUACUCCGAUUUUUCUACCUGAAGGACCUCAGAAAAUCAUAGAUCUUGUCCUGUUGGAGGAACCAAAGGCCAUGGCGUUUAUGUACUCAGAUUUGUAUGCAGACGCCAUAGGAAGCAGGAAGAAGCAAGACGAUACUGAGAGCGUGACUUCAGAAAAGUCCUUCCACAGCCAGGAGUCUGACUUCGAAGACAGAGGUUACUUGGAGAAAUUUGUGCUUAAAGAUGAAACUCCAGUGACUCAGGUGGAUCCAUUACAUGAUGACUGUAAAGAGGAUGGCAUUAGGAUGUGGUCACAGGAUGCAUUUGGCUUGAAACAAAACGACAAGGAUGAGACAGGAACGCUGGACGAUGUGGAUGAAAUCACUGAUUUCUUUAGGAAUAGUGCUAACUCUUCUCCAUGUGAACCUAUCCAGCUACAUCAGGUGGAACCAGAAGAAACGAGAAUGGAGUCUAGGACUCGACGAGUCGUUUUUCAGGAUGAAGGACAGAAAGGGACAGCUGAAGAGGACAUGGACAUUGCAGAAGCAUUUUUACCACUUGACAUUGGCGUAGAUCCACUAGCACUUGAGGCAAGCUUGAAAACUGCAGACUACAAAUCAGUCAUUACUGAAUAUGCUGCCAAAACUUGCACAGCCACACCAAGCAAAUCAGAAAAAACUAAGUUUUCCUCCAAAGCGAAACCUCCAAAACAUGAUUUUAUCCCAAUCCAUGUUCCGCAAACCGUGAAACCCAUAACACCUCGUUACAAACCCUUCCUGGAGCUGACCCCGUUACUUCCAGUAGAAAUGCCUGAGGAAGAUAGACAGAAAGAAAGAGAAGGAAGUGACAAAGUUUGUUCAUCCACAGUUAAAGGAGAAGAGGCCUCAGUAGAAGCCCAGGUCUAUAAGCAAAUCACCCAGGAGGAGGCAAGAGAAUCUGCCCCCAUGCCUCAGCAGUGCUCAUUCACAGGAAGAGAGGAUACCGACUUGAGUCGGCUGGAUAUCCUGUAUGAUGCUGUUGAGGCGGAUAAUGAGACUGUAGGUAUUCCAGUGUCAUAAUAUUAAAAAUUCACGCUAGAAGUUAUAAGAACCUUGAUCUGUAUAUGUUCACCUGGACACUGCCUAUGUAGAAAAAGUCUCUUCUGUAUUUAACUUGUAAAUAUUUCAGUAACCUUUCACUUGGACUGUGUGAGUCUUUUAUACAAGAUCUGCAAAAAUAAACCAAAGAAUAUCCAAAUAUGCAAAA
Ictalurus punctatus (channel catfish) is the source of this 2519-nucleotide messenger RNA. RefSeq names its product cardiomyopathy-associated protein 5. The record is from RefSeq and is a predicted model, not a curated record. The coding region runs from base 122 to 2332 and encodes 736 amino acids. The transcript is spliced from 2 exons. NCBI's taxonomy places the organism in Eukaryota, Metazoa, Chordata, Actinopteri, Siluriformes, Ictaluridae.